AUGGAUAGCAGAGACAACCUAUGGACCCGCCGAUCCAACAGCAGCAAGCUCUCACUUUCCAUGAACAGCGGUGAUGGAAAGCCCGAUCCCCCGCAACGCACCUUCUCUGCGACCAAGCGCUUUGGCGAUACGUCAUCUCACGGCGGCCGCAACCCGUUCAAUGCUCUUUCGCCCAUAACCGCUGGCGGCCUCGCUUCCCCCACCACCUCUGGCCAGACCGCGUUUGGUCUUGGGUCAGGCGCAUUUGCUUCGUUUGGCUCUGCGAACAAGACGCCCAAAACACCCGGCACCGCCUUCGAUUUCAAAGCCGCGACAAUGGGCGGAGGCGCACCGGUGACCCCCAGUGAGAAGAAGGAUAAGCCAGCGGGCAAGGCAGUGAACAGCGCCCGAAAGGAGUCGCUGUCCACCACUGCCUCGGAAGAGGCACCUGUCUCGUCCGCACCCUUAGACUUCAAUGUGCCAUGGCCGCUCAAGUACACUUGGGUGAUCUGGUACCGCCCGCCCACGCCCAAAAACUCGGACUACGAAAAGUCAACCAAGGCGUUGUGUCGCAUGAGCUCGGUGCAAGAAUUCUGGAAGGUCUUCGUUCAUCUAAAACGCCCAUCUACACUACCCACCGUAUCCGACUAUCAUUUCUUUAAAGAGGGUAUUCGUCCCGUGUGGGAGGACGAUGAGAACAAGCGCGGCGGCAAGUGGAUCAUGCGCUUGAAGAAGGGUGUGGCCGAUCGUUACUGGGAGGAGCUGCUCAUGGCAAUGACGGGGGGCGAGUUCAUGGAGGCGACGGAAGAAGUGUGUGGCUUUGUGCUCAGCGUGCGGAGCGGUGAAGACGUCUUUAGCAUUUGGACAAAGAACGACGGCGGCCGAAACAUCAAGAUCCGCGAAACCGUCAAGCGCGUCCUCAACCUCCCCGAAGGCACCAUCAUCACCUGGCGCAGCCAUGAUGAGAGCAUCGCCCAACGGACGGCCAUCGACCAAGCACGCCAGGACAAGGGCCAUCAGGAGAAGCGGAGACCCAACACCAGCACCACCGAAGAAUCGUCAAAGUAA
Paraphaeosphaeria sporulosa is the source of this 1047-nucleotide messenger RNA. RefSeq names its product IF4E-domain-containing protein. Gene Ontology annotation, molecular function: translation initiation factor activity; RNA 7-methylguanosine cap binding. Bases 1 to 1047 code for a protein of 348 amino acids. Gene Ontology annotation, biological process: translational initiation. NCBI's taxonomy places the organism in Eukaryota, Fungi, Ascomycota, Dothideomycetes, Pleosporales, Didymosphaeriaceae. Gene Ontology annotation, cellular component: eukaryotic translation initiation factor 4F complex; cytoplasm. The record is from RefSeq and is a predicted model, not a curated record. The transcript is spliced from 3 exons.